Strongyloides ratti is the source of this 597-nucleotide messenger RNA. Its product is annotated as 60S ribosomal protein L15. NCBI's taxonomy places the organism in Eukaryota, Metazoa, Nematoda, Chromadorea, Rhabditida, Strongyloididae. The transcript is spliced from 2 exons. The record is from RefSeq and is a predicted model, not a curated record. Gene Ontology annotation, biological process: cytoplasmic translation. The coding region runs from base 1 to 597 and encodes 198 amino acids. Gene Ontology annotation, cellular component: cytosolic large ribosomal subunit; ribosome. Gene Ontology annotation, molecular function: RNA binding; structural constituent of ribosome.
AUGCAAGAAAUCUGGCGUAAGAAGCAAUCUGACGUUAUGCGUUACCUCCAACGUAUUCGCCAAUGGCAAUUCCGUCAAUUGACUACCGUUCAUCGUGUCUCACGCCCAACACGUCCAGAACGUGCUCAUCGUUUAGGUUACAAAGCCAAACAAGGAUUUGUCAUCUAUCGUGUAUGUAUCCGUAGAGGAGGAAGAAAACGUCAAGUUACCAAGGGACAAACUUAUGGUAAACCAAGAACUCACGGAGUUAACGAACUUAAAUACGUUAGAAAUCUUCAAUCUAUUGCCGAGGAGCGUGUUGGACGUAAAUGUGGAUCUCUUCGUGUUCUUAACUCAUAUUGGGUUGGACAAGAUUCCACCUUCAAAUUCUUCGAGGUUAUUCUCGUAGAUCCCUUCCAUAAAGCUAUUCGUCGUGACACAGAAAUACAAUGGAUCUGUAAAGCAGUUCAAAAACACAGAGAACUUCGUGGACUUACAUCAGCUGGAAAGAAAUCUCGUGGACUUGGAAAAGGAGUUGGCUUCUGCAAGACUAUUGGUGGAUCACGCAGAAAGAACUGGAAGAGAAGAAAUACUUUCGUUGCUCGCAGAAAACGAUAA